This is a messenger RNA of Anarrhichthys ocellatus (wolf-eel), 6013 nucleotides long. It is a transcript of the gene ptpro, whose product is annotated as protein tyrosine phosphatase receptor type O. Gene Ontology annotation, molecular function: cadherin binding; protein tyrosine phosphatase activity; Wnt-protein binding. The record is from RefSeq and is a predicted model, not a curated record. Gene Ontology annotation, cellular component: GABA-ergic synapse; plasma membrane; glutamatergic synapse. Gene Ontology annotation, biological process: negative regulation of canonical Wnt signaling pathway; peptidyl-tyrosine dephosphorylation involved in inactivation of protein kinase activity; podocyte differentiation. NCBI's taxonomy places the organism in Eukaryota, Metazoa, Chordata, Actinopteri, Perciformes, Anarhichadidae. The transcript has 21 exons. The coding region runs from base 324 to 3086 and encodes 920 amino acids.
CAGGGCGGGGCCACGCAGCAGCAGCUUCAUCAUCACCGACCUCCUGCUCGUCUUCAGGCCGCGGCGUGGACGCCGGAGCCCGGCCUGUUUCCCUCUGAAUCUUCAGCGGCUCCGGUUCGAGCGGAGAGACCGAAGAGGAAGAUGAUGAUGAUGAUGAUAACGGAGAAGAAGAAGAUGAUGAAGAGCAGCUAAGAGCAGCGGAGCGGAAUCGAACCUCUGAGCAUCGCGCUCCGAUGCAGCAGCAGAGUCGCCAUUGUUUGGAUGCGCAGCAGACUGAGAGGAAGAGCCCGGAUUAGAGCCUCUCUCUCGGCCCAUCACGCACCAUGCUCCCCCCACUGCUGCUCGCGCUCUGGAUGCUCGGCCUCCCCCAGAGCGUGACAUCCUUCCAGGUGUCUCUAAACGAUGAAGGUCUGAUCGUAGCGAGACUCGAGCGUUCGGACCUCCAGGACAACGUGACGGCGUUCGCCGCUCAGCUGUCCGGAGAGCCUCGACUGAUCCUGGUCCAGUUCGUGAACACCAGCGAGCCAUUGGUGUUCAACACGUCCUUCCACGGUCUCUGCUACACGGUGGGACUGCUGGUGAAACUGGGACAGACCUGGUCCAGACCCGUCAAGACCAUCCCGGUGCUCACCAAACCACUUCCUGUCCACAGAGUCCACAUCUCAGACUAUAAAGAGUCUCCAGAGACCGGCGUCGUGUUUCAGAUGGAACCUCCAGCAGGAAACGUCUUCAGCAGAGUGAACAUCAGCUUCACCGAAGGACCGGAGCGCCGCUCCAUGCUUUACAAAGAUUUCUACAAAGGGAAGACGGUGUUCAAACACUGGUUACCUGGCGUGUGUUACCGUAACAUCACCUUCCAGCUGAUCUCUGAGGUCACAGUGUACCAGACGGCCCUGGUGACACACAGUGACAUCACACACUCACCUGUACACCACAGGACAGUGCCCUACCCCCCUCUCAACAUUUCCCAUAAGAUCGUGCACCUGAGCCAGAGGACGCUGCCGGGUGAAACCCCAGACGUGGUUCCUCCUGAGGGGGGCGAGGAGAUCCAGCGAGCCUCCCGUCAAGCCCGGGACAUCCCGCCGAUAGAGGAGCAGCAGGAGGAGGAGAACACCUCAGAGGAGGUGGUGGGAGCUGUUACUCGGGUUCCCUUCAGCCCAACACAAAACCUGACAGGCAUCAACGCCGUGAACGAGUCGACGGAGACUCAGAGCUACUGGCUGGACCCGACCGACCCGUCUCCUGCAGACAGGGAGGAGGAGUUCGUUAACGCCGUGGUGUCGGAGUACGAGGACUCCAACGAGCCCGGUUCAGCCAUGGGUCUCCCCCCCGAAGCCCCCGUCCUGCCCACCAAACUGCCCCCCAUCCUGCUGGAGCUGCGCUGGCUGCCCCCCAGACCUCCGACCAGCUACGACGGCUUCAACGUCUACAUCUACAGAGAAGGUUCAACGAGGGGAACCUUGGCCGGUGUGUGUCGUCAGGUGACUCGUAACGUGAUGCGGGCCAGCCUCCCUCUGCCUCCAGGAGACAUCUACAACCUGACGGUGACGGCCUGUACAGAACGCAGCAGGAACACCUCUAUACCCACCAUCAUCAAGCUGGAGCCGGCUGCUCCGAGGUCUGUGUACGCCGUGAACGCCACCCACUCCUCAGUGACUCUGCUGUGGACCGAGGACGGCGUGGUGGACUACUACCAGGUCCUCUGUAGGGCCAACAGACCCGGCAAGGAGCUGAAGACUCGCGAGCCUCAGACCUCCAGCCAUCACGUGGUCACGGUCUCCGGUCUGACGCCCUCGUCCUCCUACAACUGCUCCGUCACCAGCUUCAGCUACAGCACCGCCAGCAAGCCGGCCCACAUCACCAUCAGCACCGCCGCUAAAGAGAUGAACCCGACCGUAGCCGCCAUCUCGGCUCUGGCCGUCCUCAGCAUCCUCCUCAUCAGCCUGCUGAUUCUGUUCCUGCUGGUUCUCCGAAAGAAGCACCUGCAGAUGACCAGAGAGUGCGGCGCCGAGACUUUUGUAAAUUUCGCUUCGUUUGAAAGAGACGGGAAGCUUCCUUAUAACUGGCGAAGAAGCCUCUUUGCCUUCCUUACCCUACUGCCAUCCUGCCUUUGGACUGACUAUCUUUUGGCUUUUUAUAUUAAUCCUUGGAGCAAGACGGCUUUAAAGAAACGGAAGCUAACGAGUCCCGUGCAGCUGGACGACUUUGACGCGUACUUCAAAGAAAUGAGCAAAGACUCGGCCUACAAGUUCUCUCUGCAGUUUGAGGAGCUGAAGAGUGUCGGUCUGGAUCUUUGCCAUGAUGCAGCAGACCUGCCCAUCAACAGGCCCAAGAACAGAUACACCAACAUCCUCCCCUACGACUUCAGUCGGGUGAAGUUGAUCUCGAUGCACGACGAUGAAGGUUCAGAUUACAUCAACGCCAACUACAUACCUGGGUACAAAAAUACAAAAGAGUACAUCGCCACUCAGGGUCCGCUACCGGAGACUCGUAAUGAUUUCUGGAAGAUGGUUCUUCAGGAAAAGUGUCCGAUCGUCGUGAUGCUCACUCAGUGUAACGAGCGGAGGAGGGUGAAGUGCGACCACUACUGGCCGUUCACAGAUGAGCCCGUGAUGUACGGGGAGAUCAGUGUGGAGAUGCUGUCUGAGUCGGAGUCUCCAGAGUGGACCAUCAGGAAGUUCAGACUGGGAUACGCCGACGAGUCUCAGGACGUCCUCCACCUGAACUACACCUCGUGGCCCGACCACGGCGUCCCCACGGUCAACGCCAUCGAGAGCAUCCUGCAGUUCGUCCACAUCGUCCGUCAGCAGGCCAACCGGACCAGAGACCCCGUCAUCGUCCACUGCAGUGCCGGAGUGGGCCGGACCGGGACCUUCAUGGCUCUGGACCGUCUGAUGCAGCACAUCAGAGAACACGAGUUUGCAGACAUCCUGGGGAUGGUGUCCGAGAUGCGGUCCCACCGUCUGUCUAUGGUCCAGACUGAGGAGCAGUACGUGUUCAUCCAUCAGUGCGUCCUGUUGAUGUGGCAGAAGAAGAAGCAGUCCAUCACCUCUGAUGUCAUCUAUGAGAACGCCAGCAAGACAUAAUGAUGGAGGCUGCGAUCACAGCCAAGCUCCUGAGCUUCAGGCGUCCAUCCUCUGCAGAAGAAGAUCCGCUUCAUCAUCAGUAUCAAAAAAACAAAAACAAAAGAAUCCAGUUUUGGUUUGAAUUGGUGUUUCAGCUUUGGGAUGGAGAUUUGCCUUAAGGAGCCUUCACUGAACCACAAACCCCGAACCCCCCCGAACCUGGACUGACUCAGCGUCAACGUGGGCCGGGAGGGGUCGGAGGUCAUCCGGCUCUGUCCUGUGAUUGGAUGUCCACACUGUGUCCGUCCUCGUGGAGGCGGCGUUACCGAGUCAGCAGUUUUUCUUUUUUUCUUUCUUGUUUUUAAUCUCAGGAGCAGCUGAAGAAGAAACCCAGCGAGCACAUCGGCCUCUUCCUCCGCUUCCAAACCUCAUCUGUUCAUUUCACCUCCUCACUGCUCUCCUGGUUCAGUAUAUUUAAUAAUUCUUCUUCUCUAACAUGCUAACAAACUGCCAGGAGACGAUCCUCACUCAACCAACCCACUAGAAGUUCUAGAAGAAAGAAGAGCACAAAGUUUACUUCUCUGAUGUUUAAUUCAACACUAAAAACAUUGAGUAACAAAAUCCAUCUGUCAAUUAAAUGGAAAGUCAAUCAUCAAAGUCUUUUGGAUCAGAUUUCAUGAAUUGCUGCUCGACUCACGUUUUGACUCCUGAAUGUGUGAAUGUUUGCUGAGUCAGCACAAAAUAAAGAGAGUUGAAGUGAACAAACUUCUCUGAGGACGACGAUCGUCGCUGUCGGAGCUUCUUCAGAGUCACUGGGUCAGAGCUGAGAUGAACUCUGAGAUGAACCUGAAGCUUCUCUGAGGUUCAACAAACCGAGGAUCAGAAGGAUCAAAAGGAUCAAAAGGAUCAAAAGGAUCAAAAGGAUCAAAAGGAUCAGAAGUGGCUGAAGACGAACAAACUGACAAAACCUCCAACAAACGACAUCGACUUUCGUUCUGCUGACUAGACAGAAACGUAUCUGAAGGCCGGCCCGAAACCUUUCUGAGCUUUUCUUCCAUCAAAUUACCGAAACAUAAGAAAAGGUGCAACUUUGAUUCAUGACAAUAAAACUAAUAAAUACGAGACGGAACAAAUAUUAAACGAGCAAAAAUAGUUUGACUUCAUUCCUCUGCCGUCAUUACAAAAGUUUAAAGAGCAUCAAAAUAUUUAUUUUAAUCUUCAAACAUUUCAGUUUAUAAACCACAAAUUUAAACACAAAAUGUGGUUAAAAAAAUAAGAAAAUACCGAACAAUUAUAUCGUGUCAAUUUGUUUUGAUUACAAAUGUAAUUUAUGACGCAGAGACAUUUAUAAUAACAAAUGUUCCCUUUAUAAUGGAAAGUGAUGAUUAUUUGUCUAUGAAUUGUUAAAAUACACAAAUUCAGCAAAGUGCACAAAUGUCUUCUGUUUUAAUCUCAAAAUUGGAAAUCACCAAAUUUUGUUUCAAAACAGAACAAUUCAGUUUUAUAAUCCUACAGUUUGAUUGAAUCGGUAGAAUUUGUUAUAAUGAAACGACGGAGUUCAUGUUAAAAACUGAUCUGGUUCUAAAUUGUUACUUUUUUAAUAUUUGGUGUUUUUUAUUUGAGUUUAUUUGAAAAUUGGACCAAAAAGCUGCAGAAAUGUUUCUGAAUUUAAAAGACGUUUUAAUAAUAAAUAAAUAAUAAAUCAGUGAACGUUAACUGUAGAAAACAUGAUUCUCAUUUUAAAAUUAAUCACUUUUGGAUUUUGUCUUAAAACAUGAAUAUUGUUCAUAAAAUAGUUUAUUUUAGUCAUCAGAUCAACGUUUAACAAUUCUUCAGUAACAUUUCAUCUUUCGUGACUUUACAGAAUGUUUACUGAACCUCAUUUGAUUUACUGCGUUCAGGAAGUUCAGCGUGUUGCCAAAAUAAGAGCGCAGAGUUCAACGACUUAAAAACAUCACAUUGGGUCUUUCAACUAUUUACUGCCAACAAUCAGUCAAAUUGUUUAAACAGUAAAAUAAAGUUUGUAGUUAGUUCCAUAAAUCAAUGUUUUUCUAGUUUCUGUGAAUCUUUGUUUUCGUUUAAAUAAAGAUUAUUAGUUUAGUUUGGAAUACUUUCAAUCUUUAGUUUAAAUUAACAGAACUUCUCAAAUACAUCAGUCUAAUAUUUAAUAUUAAACAGCUUCAUAUUUUGCCUGAAAAAUGAGUAACUUUAAAUGAGUAACUAAACUAAAAUCAGAUUUCAAAGAAUGAAACUAUUUACAGAAACAGCUGAUAUUGUUUUGAUACAUUUGAACUGAUUAGUACAAAAUGUUUUAAAGAAAAAAGACGUUUUAUGAACUCAAAAUAAUAAUGAAUUUCAAAAUAAAACAAAAUGCCCCACAAAUUGUUUAUGAUCGCAAAUCUUUGUACAAUCCAUAAAGUUUUCAUCAUCUGAUAUUGAUUUAGCACCUUGAAUACUAAAUCGAAUGAAAUGCCUGUUUGUGUUAUUUUGACAUCACUUUGUGUCUAAUUAGUGAAAUAAAGGAAGAACUCAUGAAUGUGUGAAAGGAUUCGUGGCCUUGAGGCUCAAACUGGUCUUUUCACUAUUAAUAUCAAACGUACUGUAAAUAUUCAUAUUAAUACUGCUUAUUGUUUCUACUCGUCUUUACUCAGUAAUCUGUGGAACUGUUGCUUUAGAGUUUUGUUUUUUUUAACUUGUAUCUGUGAAUCAUCAGCUGAGCCACAAGUUCAGGAAACGUCGACUCGGAGAAAAAAAACGCACUUUGUUAGAAAUGAACCUGCAGACGACGUCUCUGAACUCUAGAUUCUCUCUUCGUGUUGAACGUGUUCGUCUUUGGUGCCAUUUUAUUCUACAUUUGUGUCACUUAAAAUUUGAGGGACGAUUUCAAACUGAGAUCGUCGUCACAGAGUUUUAAUGUGUGUGUUAAAUAAUAAAAUGUUGCAAAGUUA